CGGGCGCAGCGGCGGCGCUCUCCGAGUCCGGGUCCUCGCGCCACUGCUCCGCGGGGACAGCGCGCUCCGCCGGCCUCACCGCGCGCUCCAAGGGCUUCCCGCCGGGACCAUGCGCGGCCGCGAGCUCCCUCUGGUCCUGCUGGCGCUGGUCCUCUGCCAGGCGCCCCGGGGGCCGGCCGCCCCGGUGCCGGCGGGCGCGGGGACCGUACUGGACAAGAUGUACCCGCGUGGCAACCACUGGGCGGUGGGGCACUUAAUGGGGAAGAAGAGCACCAGAGAGUCCCCAUCUGUUGAUGAGGGAGGGAGCCUGGAGCAGCAGCUGCAGGAGCACCUUUGGUGGGAAGAAGCUGCGAGGAAUUUGCUGAAUCUCCUAGAGGCAAAGGGCACAGGAAGUCAUCAGUCACCUCAAAGGGCAUCCCUGGGCAUUCGCCCGUUGGCUUGGGAUUACCAGGAUGACAGCAACUUUAACGUCCUAGGUUCAGAACCUAAAGUUGGCGGACUCUCUGCUCCAGGUCCUCAACGUGCAGGAAGGAACCCCCAGCUGAACUAACCUGGACAGCAACGUCCUCUCUCAACGAAGCAAAGCAAAACCCUUAGGAGACUGUGCUCUACGGGCGUCAGUUCUACUGGAUCUUCAACAAGAUUUCCUUUGUGCAAAAACACUUAACUAUUCUUGUAUCCUUCAGCCUUCACUAAAUUUAUGAUUUUAAAGCAGCAUCUUCUGUUUUGAAUUUGUUAGCUGUGAUUAACUGUCUCUAAAGUGUCUUCCAAUUAAUGCUCUUUACAUCCAAGCUCUUUGUCAAUUAGAUUCCAGUCCCCAACCUCUUACCAUUUACAAUAAAAAACUUAAGCACA
Molecule: messenger RNA, 855 nt
Organism: Mustela erminea (ermine)
Lineage: Eukaryota; Metazoa; Chordata; Mammalia; Carnivora; Mustelidae
Gene: GRP
Product: gastrin releasing peptide
Exons: 3
Coding region: 110-550 (146 amino acids)
Biological process (GO): neuropeptide signaling pathway
Molecular function (GO): neuropeptide hormone activity
Source: RefSeq, a predicted model, not a curated record